Messenger RNA from Tribolium madens (black flour beetle), 328 nucleotides. RefSeq lists its product as uncharacterized. The record is from RefSeq and is a predicted model, not a curated record. The transcript is spliced from 2 exons. NCBI's taxonomy places the organism in Eukaryota, Metazoa, Arthropoda, Insecta, Coleoptera, Tenebrionidae. The coding region runs from base 1 to 312 and encodes 103 amino acids.
AUGAAGUUUUUAAAAGCAAGUUUUUGUUUUACAUUUUUUGUAAUUUUUUCAACAGUUAGGACUUCAGGAGCGACAAAAUGUUAUGAGUGUUUCUAUGACUGCCAAACACUAGUGAAUGUGACUUGUAACGACAACAAAAACGAUGAUUUUCUGUGCUUUUCCACAAAGUUUCCUUUAGGUGGAAAAGAUAUGAAUGUUAAAGGAUGUAUUCUUGCCGAUGAUCAGGAGUUCAAGGCUAAUUGUAAAGCCCUUAAUGAGUUCGAUAACAAUUCUUGCUAUGUUUGUGAUAACAAUUUUUGUAAUUUAUUGUAAUAAAUAAUUUUAAAUA